CAAAUAACGUGUUAAAAGUAAAUGCUCAUCCUCGGGAUAAAAAGUUGCGACGGGAAAAUCGAAAUAAGAAAACAAAUCUUAAGAAAUAUAGAAAAAACUUUUUGUCUCAUUGGUUAGGCGGGUUGCCUAUAGGGGGGAGCAGAAAAAUGACAUCAAAAGCCAACAAUAUUCGUGCUACCUUACAAAGCAUUAUUCAAGGAGGAGGUUCUCACAAGGAAAUGGGGGAAAAAUACAGAACCACAUUAGAACUCAUCCUCAAAGAAACAGGCAAUGAUGUGAUUGAAGGAUUGCAAGUCCUCAUAGAAGCCAUUGUAAAUGAAAACGUAAGCCUGGUAAUCUCCCGACAAAUCCUGACGGAGAUUAGCACCCAUUUAAUGAAACUCCCCGACGAGGUAUCAAAGUUGGUAUCGCAUUACAUGUUAGAAAAAGUGCAGCCUCGCGUAAUUUCGUUUGAGGAACAAGUGGCCAGUAUCCGUCAACAUUUGGCAGAUAUUUAUGAACGUAACCAGCAAUGGAGAGAGGCGGCGGCCGUUUUAGUGGGAAUUCCUUUGGAAACUGGCCAGAAACAGUACACAGUCGAUUACAAAUUGGAAACUUAUUUGAAAAUUGCCAGGUUGUAUUUAGAAGACGAUGAUCCGGUUCAAGCGGAGGCAUUUAUCAAUAGGGCCUCGCUGCUGCAGGCCGAGUCCAAGAAUGAGCAGCUCCAGGUUUAUUAUAAGGUCUGUUACGCCCGCGUCUUGGACUACCGACGUAAAUUCAUCGAGGCCGCACAACGUUAUAACGAACUGUCCUUCCGCAACAUCGUACACGAAGACGAAAGGAUGACGGCCCUGAAGAACGCGCUAAUUUGCACAGUUCUGGCCUCCGCCGGGCAACAGCGCUCCAGGAUGUUGGCCACCCUAUUUAAAGACGAACGUUGCCAGCAGUUGCCCGCCGUCGGCAUUUUGGAGAAAAUGUACUUGGAGAGGAUCAUUCGUAGAUCCGAACUGAAAGAUUUCGAGGCUCUAUUGCAACCCCAUCAGAAGGCUCUCACGUUGGACGGCUCCAGGAUAUUGGACAGAGCUGUUAUCGAGCAUAAUUUACUCUCGGCUAGUAAAUUGUAUAAUAAUAUCAGCUUUGAGGAGUUGGGAGCGCUGUUGGAGAUCAAUUCGACCAAAGCGGAGAAGAUCGCUAGUCAGAUGAUCACCGAGGGACGGAUGCAUGGGUAUAUCGAUCAGAUUGAUUCGAUUGUACAUUUUGAAACAAGAGAAACCCUUCCACAAUGGGAUAAACAAAUCCAAUCACUUUGCUACCAGGUGAAUUCGAUUAUCGAGCAAAUAUCCAAGGCCCAUCCAGACUGGUUGGCUAAAGUGAUGGAAGAGCAAAUGGUUUCAUAAUUUGUUAUUUACUGUAUAUACUAAUAUUUAAAAUAAAAGCCUAUUAAGACUAUAAAUAAGGAUCUUUAUUAACAAUACCUCAACAUUAAUUGUAAUAAUAAAAAUGAUAUAGCAUGAAAUAUAAAAAGGUAAAUAAACCAAACGCCUGCGAGGGACAAAAUAAUUAAAGUUGCCAAAGGCGAUUUCACAAAAACUAUUUAAAAUGAAAAAAUGAGUUUGCGACUUAAUACUUAAAAAAAAAACAGACAAAAUUAUAU
This is a messenger RNA of Anthonomus grandis grandis, 1633 nucleotides long. It is a transcript of the gene CSN4, whose product is annotated as COP9 signalosome complex subunit 4. The coding region runs from base 147 to 1376 and encodes 409 amino acids. NCBI's taxonomy places the organism in Eukaryota, Metazoa, Arthropoda, Insecta, Coleoptera, Curculionidae. Gene Ontology annotation, cellular component: cytosol; COP9 signalosome. The record is from RefSeq and is a predicted model, not a curated record. The transcript has 6 exons.